Messenger RNA from Phytophthora infestans T30-4, 1159 nucleotides. Its product is annotated as DNA binding protein, putative. The transcript has a single exon. The record is from RefSeq and is a predicted model, not a curated record. Gene Ontology annotation, molecular function: protein dimerization activity. Bases 89 to 1159 code for a protein of 356 amino acids. Lineage: Eukaryota; Oomycota; Peronosporomycetes; Peronosporales; Peronosporaceae.
CCAGUGAACGUCCUGUCGAAGGCAAAGCUUUCCCCAUCGCAAGCGGCAUCCUAAGACCCGCUAGAGCCUUUGUUCUCUCUUGCUCAUUAUGCUAGCGCCCACUUCCGACUACGGCUACGCCCCCUCCCCCGCCAACGCCAUGGGCUACGAACAACAGCAACACAUGCAAAGUGGCGAGCGCCCCAAGCUCUUCAUGCAACCUCCAGUUGACUACAGUCACAUGGUGCACCACGGAACACCUCAACACAUGACGCCACAACACGCCAUGACGCCGCAACACGCCAUGACACCGCAGCACGCGAUGGCGCAGAAGUACGAGAACGAACCGCUCAUGAUGAACGUGCAGGGCGUGCCACACUACUACCCGCCUCCCCAGAUGGGUGGGCAGAUGCUGCAUGUGUCCUCGGACUACGAAUACGCUAACGGCGCUGUAGUCACGCCCUCCAGCGCUCGUAGCGGCUCGAAACGCUCACGCGAAGACUUGAACCUCAAGGAGAAGAAGCGCAUGUUUAAACUCAAUGACCGUAUCAACCAGCUCAAAGACAUUCUGGACGAGGCGGGAGUGCAAACGAAGAAGAACAAACAGUCGAUUCUAGACAACGCGUCGCACUACAUCGAGAUGUUGCGUAGCAAUCUGCUGAUCGCCAAGCAGAAGGCCGAGCGCGCCGAAAAGCAGGCUGAAGCUUUCCGCGCACAGGCGCAACAGUCUUCCUCGGGCGCUGAUAAGGUCGUUCGCGGUGUGUUCCAGAAGACGACGACACCACGAGUGGUCCUGGACAUGAACUUACAGACUGUGACGUUUAAUAACGCCUUUGUCAAACACACUGGACAGUCGGAACCUUUGCUGAAGAAGCAAAAGACACUGCGACCGUACUUAUGCGCCGACCAACAGAAGCUAGAGAGCAUCAUGCAAAAAGUGCGGGACACUAAACAGUCGAUCAGUGCUCUGGUUAAGACGUCGACUGCGGGAGGCAACACCGUGUCCGUCAAUUUGGUGGCCGCUGUGAUCACAGACGACACUGGAAAGGCCACGAACAUCGAGUUUAGUCUCAUCCCCGUCGAGAUGCCGCAGCGACAACAUUACAACGACGAGGCCGAGACGUCAGCGGAGGAGUCGAGGACUGACGGAGAACCUAAGGAAGAGAAUCUCCAGCUCUGA